GUAAGAGCAUCAAAGCAAAAAGAUCUUCGGGUUCAAGAGCCAUCAGAACUGCCUUUCAUUAUUUCUUAAAGUAAAGCAGACUAGGAAAAAGACCAUAUCCUUCACAGCACUUUUUCCAGACCAGUGCAGUUUGACAGGGGUUGACCAGGACUCCAGAGCUGCUCAGCUGCAGUCACCGCUAUCCUUUCCCAUGCUGGAGAGUGCAGAGCUACACUUCAACGUGGACCAUGGCUACCUGGAGGGCCUGGUGCGAGGCUGCAAGGCCGGCCUCCUGACCCAGCAGGACUACGUCAACCUGGUCCAGUGCGAGACCCUGGAUGAUCUGAAAAUUCAUCUCCAGACCACUGAUUAUGGGAACUUUUUGGCGAAUGAGACAAAUCCUCUUACUGUUUCCAAAAUUGACACAGAGAUGAGGAAAAAACUCUGCAGGGAAUUUGACUAUUUCCGGAAUCAUUCGCUGGAGCCCCUCAGCACCUUUCUUACCUACAUGACGUGCAGUUACAUGAUAGACAAUGUGAUUCUACUGAUGAAUGGUGCAUUGCAAAAAAAAUCUGUGAAAGAAAUUCUGGCAAAGUGCCAUCCAUUGGGCAGUUUCACAGAAAUGGAAGCAGUCAACAUUGCAGAGACCACUUCAGAUCUCUUCAACGCAGUUCUGGUUGAAACCCCAUUAGCUCCAUUCUUUCAAGACUGUAUGUCUGAAAACACUCUAGACGAACUGAAUGUUGAAUUACUGCGCAAUAAACUAUAUAAGUCUUACCUUGAGUCAUUCUAUAAAUUCUGUAAGAAUCAUGGUGAUAUCACAGCAGAAGUUAUGUGUCCCAUUCUUGAGUUUGAGGCUGACAGGCGAGCCUUCAUUAUCACUCUUAACUCCUUUGGGACUGAACUGAGCAAAGAGCAGCGGGAGACCCUCUACCCGACCUGCGGCAGGCUCUAUCCUGAUGGCUUGCGCCUGUUGGCCCAAGCUGAAGACUUUGAUCAGCUGAAGACAGUAGCAGAUCAUUACGGAGCGUACAAACCUGUAUUUGAGGCUGUAGGUGGCAGUGGGGGAAAGACACUGGAAGAUGUGUUUUAUGAGCACGAGGUACAAAUGAAUGUCCUGGCAUUCAACAGGCAAUUCCACUAUGGUGUGUUUUAUGCAUAUGUAAAGCUGAAGGAACAAGAAAUGAGAAAUAUUGUGUGGAUAGCAGAAUGCAUCUCCCAGAGACAUCGAACAAAAAUCAACAGUUACAUUCCAAUUUUUUAAGCUGACAUAGAGGCCCCAAAUGCAGAAAAAUCAUAAAUGCUAAAAGAGAGUUAUUAAGGUUAGCUAAAUGUAAGCUUGGUUGGACAUUUGUGAAUUGCUGAUCCCCCGGAAACACAGUAAACCAACCCUGAAAUGAAUCAUUUCUUUUUUCUUUUCAGCAGGUUUAACACUUGCUUCCACAUUUAUGUCUCAUUACUCACCAGGCUUUACAAAUUAAUUUUAAUUAACCAAGCAGUACUUUUCAUUUGAUCAUGUUAAAAAUCAGAUCUAAUAAAAGUGUUCUAUUCUUGGUUUUCCAGGCUUCCCUA
Chinchilla lanigera (long-tailed chinchilla) is the source of this 1551-nucleotide messenger RNA. RefSeq names its product ATPase, H+ transporting, lysosomal 38kDa, V0 subunit d2 (gene Atp6v0d2). The record is from RefSeq and is a predicted model, not a curated record. Bases 191 to 1243 code for a protein of 350 amino acids. Gene Ontology annotation, cellular component: early endosome; plasma membrane proton-transporting V-type ATPase complex; proton-transporting V-type ATPase, V0 domain. The transcript has 9 exons. Gene Ontology annotation, biological process: proton transmembrane transport; vacuolar transport; vacuolar acidification. Gene Ontology annotation, molecular function: proton-transporting ATPase activity, rotational mechanism. Lineage: Eukaryota; Metazoa; Chordata; Mammalia; Rodentia; Chinchillidae.